AUGAUAAGAGCCUCAAAUAAAGUGAUCAGAUAUUCUUUUUCGGCAACAUAUGUUAGUGGGUUGUUUGAACAUUGGUAAAAGAACCCUUAAUCAGUUCCUGAAGGAUGGAGACAAUAUUUUAGCGAACAAAUUAAUGGUGGAGCAGGUGUCUAAGGCACAACAUCUUUGAAUCCAUUGGAUCAUGCUAAACAAAUACAAUUGCUAUAUCGUACUUACUAUAUGUUUAGAAUGUUUUUCGUAUGCGGACAUUAAUUGGCUGAUUUGGAUCCAUUAAAUCUACCUAACACAAAAGAAUACGGAAGAGUGAAGGGCUCGAGACCAGAGAUGACUUUGGAUAGUUUUGGGUUUAAGAAGGAAGAAUUGGAUAUCCCAAUUUAUUUUGGAAACAAGGAUUAAAGAUCAUUUAUCUAUCCAUUUAUGGAAGUUAAGGAGGAGUGGACAAUCAGAGAAAUCUAUGAUAGAUUAUCUUAAAUCUAUACAAAAAAAUACGGGGUUGAAUACAUUCACAUGGUAUCGACAGAAUAAAAACAUUGGGUUGAACAGGAAAUGGAUAGAAUAGCAUAAUGGAAACCAAGUAAGGAGACUUAAACAGCUACUUGGUAGAGAUUAGCUAGAGUUGACCUAUUUAAUGAGUUUUUGAAAAACAGAUUCACAACAAGCAAAAGAUUUGGAAUUGAAGGCACAGACACAUUAAUCGUAGGUUUAGAAGCACUUGUAGAUUAAUGUGCUCAAAAUAAGGUUGAACAUAUCAUUGUGGGAAUGGCUCACAGAGGAAGAUUAAGCACAUUAGCUAAUGUAUUUAAGAAACCAUUGGAAAUAAUAUUUGCAGAAUUUUAAAAUAAAUACAGUAAGGAAAUAGAAGAAUCAUGGGGUAAUAUUGGAGAUGUGAAAUAUCAUUUGGGAGUCACAAGGGAUUAAUAAUUCCCAGAUGGACAUCAUAUUAGAAUGACAAUGUUACCAAAUCCAUCUCAUUUAGAAGCUGUCAAUCCAGUUGUAUAAGGUAAGACUAGAGCAUUGUAAGACAUUUGUGGAAAUAAACAAAACUGUUUAGGUAUCAUCAUUCAUGGAGAUGCUGCUAUGGCUGGUUAAGGAGUUGUCUAUGAAUCAUUAUAACUUGAAAAUUUGACAGGAUAUUCAAAUGAAGGUGUUAUCCAUGUUGUGGUUAAUAAUCAAAUUGGAUUUACUACAACUCCAAUUGAUAGUAGAUCUGGUUUAUAUUGUACAGAUGUUGCUAAGGCUAUUGAUGUACCUAUUAUUCAUGUUAAUGCUGAUGAUCCUGAUCUUGUAGAAGAAAUAUUCAAAAUUGCUGUUAGAUUCAGAUAGUAAUUCAAAAAGGAUAUUGUAAUUGAUUUGAUUGGAUAUAGAAGAUAUGGUCAUAAUGAAUAGGAUUAACCUGCAUUCACUCAACCAUAAAUGUAUGAAAUCAUUAAUAAAUAAAAACCUGUAUUUCAAUUAUAUGAUCAAUAAUUAAGAAAAAAUGGAGUUAUUACAGAUGAUUUUGCAAGUACCGAAAUUAAGAAGUUAAACAAUAGUCUAGAGACUGCUUAUAAAAACAUCUAAAAGGAAACCUUCGAUAAAGUACAUUGGGUACCUAAACCAUGGGAAAAGAUUUAAUAAGUGACCAAAUGGGGAAAGGUAAAGGAUACUGGUGUUGCUUUGAAGGAUUUAUUAGAGUUGAACGAGAAAGUCAAUCAUUUACCUGCUGAGUUGACUGUUCAUCCAUAAGUCAAGAGAAUUUAUGAAUAAAGAAAGUAGUCUAUUGAAUAAGGAAAAGGAAUUGACUUUGGAACUGCUGAAGCUCUGGCUUUUGGUACCUUGUUACAUGAAGGAUUCAGUAUAAGAUUGAGUGGUCAAGACUGUGAAAGAGGAACAUUCUCAUAAAGACAUGCAGUCCUUAAUGAUCAAAAGAAAGAUAUCAAAUAUUAUCCACUUAGAAAUUAAAUACCUUCUGGAGGAAAUAAUAGAUUUGAAGUUUACAACUCUCCAUUGUCAGAAUACGGAGUCUUAGGAUUCGAAUAUGGAUAUUCUCAAUCUAAUCCUAAUGUUCUGACGAUUUGGGAAGGACAAUUUGGAGAUUUCGCUAAUGGAUGUUAAAUCAUGAUUGACAAUUUCAUUACUUCAGGAGAAUCUAAAUGGAAUGUACCCUCAGGACUUGUUAUGAUGUUACCUCAUGGAUUAGAUGGCUAAGGACCUGAACAUUCCAGUGGAAGAAUGGAAAGAUUUUUAUAAUUGAUGGAUGAUGAUCCUAACAUUGUAUUUCAGAUGAAAGAGUAGAGAAUUAAGAGACAAAUUCUCGAUUCUAAUUUCUAAGUGUGUGUCUGUUCAAACCCUUCCAAUUAUUUCCACUCUCUGCGUAGAUAACUAAGAAGAGACUUUAGAAAACCUUUAAUUUUAUUCAAUUCUAAAAGAUUACUUAAAUUUUCUAAGGCAACUUCUGAUAUUUCUCUUUUCCUUGAAGGCACUAGAUUCCAUAGACUGAUUCCUGAUACUCACGAAGAAAUUAAAGCUCCUAAAGAAAUAAAAAAGUUUAUUAUGACAUUUUAUAGAAAAGACAAGAAACAAAAACGAAAUGACGUUGCUAUCGUUAGAGUAGAAUAAUUAGCACCUUUUCCAUAUGACCAUUUCAGAGUAGUUGCUUAAUAAUAUGAGAAUGCAGAAUUUGUAUUCUGUUAAGAAGAACAUUAAAACUCAGGUGCUUGGCAAUAUCUAGAACCAAGAAUUUAAAAUGUUUUAUCCUUGCUACAUCAAUAAAGCAAAAUUAAACAUCAAUAUUUAACAUUUUGUGGUAGAAGACCUUCAGCAUCAACAGCAAGUGGAUCACCAACUGUACACAAAUAAGAAUUAGAAAAGCUUUUAAGUAUACUCUUUUAAUGA
Paramecium tetraurelia is the source of this 2874-nucleotide messenger RNA. RefSeq lists its product as uncharacterized. Gene Ontology annotation, molecular function: oxoglutarate dehydrogenase (succinyl-transferring) activity; thiamine pyrophosphate binding. Gene Ontology annotation, cellular component: oxoglutarate dehydrogenase complex; mitochondrion. Lineage: Eukaryota; Ciliophora; Oligohymenophorea; Peniculida; Parameciidae. The transcript has 7 exons. The record is from RefSeq and is a predicted model, not a curated record. Gene Ontology annotation, biological process: tricarboxylic acid cycle.